AUGCUGGGGGCGAGGGACACAGCAGGGAUGCCGUUCUUGAAAACACCACUCCCACGCCCACAAAACACCACUCCCACGCCCACAAAACAGCACUCCCACGCCCACAAAACACCACUCCCACGCCCACAAAACAGCACUCCCACGCCCACAAAACACCACUCCCACGCCCACAAAACACCACUCCCACGCCCACAAAACACCACUCCCACGCCCACAAAACACCACUCCCACGCCCACAAAACACCACUCCCACGCCCACAAAACACCACUCCCACGCCCACAAAACACCACUCCCACGCCCACAAAACACCACUCCCACGCCCACAAAACACCACUCCCACGCCCACAAAACACCACUCCCACGCCCACAAAACACCACUCCCACGCCCACAAAACACCACUCCCACGCCCACAAAACACCACUCCCACGCCCACAAAACACCACUCCCACGCCCACAAAACACCACUCCCACGCCCACAAAACACCACUCCCACGCCCACAAAACACCACUCCCACGCCCACAAAACACCACUCCCACGCCCACAAAACACCACUCCCACGCCCACAAAACACCACUCCCACGCCCACAAAACACCACUCCCACGCCCACAAAACACCACUCCCACGCCCACAAAACACCACUCCCACGCCUACAAAACACCACUCCCACGCCUACAAAACACCACUCCCACGCCCACAAAACACCACUCCCACGCCCACAAAACACCACUCCCACGCCCACAAAACACCACUCCCACGCCCACAAACCUCCCCCCCCCCGGUCCCGAGGCGACACCUGCUGCCCCCAGCAAUGA
Procambarus clarkii (red swamp crayfish) is the source of this 816-nucleotide messenger RNA. The record is from RefSeq and is a predicted model, not a curated record. Lineage: Eukaryota; Metazoa; Arthropoda; Malacostraca; Decapoda; Cambaridae.